GAAUGGGAAGCGUCAACCGUCCACUGGCAGGCAGCUCAGACUUGAAUUCCAAAGAACAUCUUCCAUUUUCCUCAGGUGUCUCCUGGGCUUGUCGUGAUGGUUAAGCCAACGUUGUAAUUCAAUUCGAUCGGGCCGAUGAGUUUUGCUGGAUUCCUAUCGGAUUCCAUAGCAAUCGGAUAGGAAUUCAGCGUCUUCAAUUCGCGCCAAUAAGUCAUCAUUUCAGCCGCACAAUAUAAUGGAUCAGUUCCGGCAGAUUGGGGAGGUUGUGGGGAGCUUGAAGGCAUUAAUGGUGUUGCAACAUGAAAUUUCGAUUAACCAGAGGCAGUGUUGUCUGCUUUCCGACAUUCUGGUACAGGCUUUCGACACGAUUGCAGAGGAAAUCAGACAGAAUUUAAGGUUGGAUGAGAGGAACACCAAGUGGAAGGUGCUUGAGCGCCCAAUGAUGGAGCUACAUAGGAUUUUUAAGGAAGGUGAAUCCUAUAUUAACCACUGUCUGGACAUCAAGGAUUGGUGGGGGAAAGCCGUGAGUCUCCGAUUAAACACUGACUGCGUCGAGUUUCACAUCCAUAACCUGCUGUGCUGUUUCCCAGUUGUGAUUGAAGCCAUCGAGGCUGCAGCAGAGAUCUCGGGGCAGGACGAGGAAGAAAUUCAGAAGAGGCGAGUUGCGUUGAUGAAUAAGUAUGGGUCAGACUGGAACGACCCGAGGCUUUUCAUGUGGAAGUAUGGGAAGCAGUACUUGGUCCCCCGGGAGAUCUGCAGCCGGUUGGAGAGAGCUUGGAAAGAAGACAGAUGGCUGCUGCUCGAGAGCAUCAAACAGAAGAAGAACACCAAACUGGGAGAGGGGUUGAUGAAGAUGUUGGAUGGGUCAGAGACGACGAACGCCAAGCUUUUGCAUACUUCCGUGUUGUUGAGAGCCAACGGCUAUGUUGCGAAGAGGCGUCUCGGGUCAGGGGGGAGCCACCUCAAGGAAAUCAACUGGUUGGGAGAGAGUUUCGCGUCGAGGAGCUUCUAUGGAGACGCUGAAGAACACGCUGCUCAGAUCUCGUUGCUGCUCUCGCUUUCUCACCCGAAUGUCCUCCAAUACCACUGUGGAUUCCAUGAUGAAGUGAAGAAAGAGGGGUUUCUGGUGAUGGAGCUGAUGAGCAAGAGCCUUGAUGCUUUCAUCAAAGAGAAUUCCUGUCAGAAGAAGAGAAUCUCAUUCUCCAUCCCUGUCGCGGUUGACAUCAUGCUUCAGAUCGCGAGAGGGAUGGAAUACCUGCACUCGAGAAAGAUUCAUCACGGGGAGUUGAACCCAUCAAAUAUACUGCUCAAACCGAGGUACUCCUCUGCAGAAACUUAUUUUCAAGCAAAGGUAGCUGGCUUCGGGUUAUCCUCGGUGAAAAGGAACUAUACAUACAAAAGCUCCUCAAAACCGGGAUCCAGUGCAGUUGAUGAGAUAUGGUGUGCACCGGAAGUUUUGGCCGAACAAGAACAACCCGGGAGCAAAUGCGCCAAAUACUCGGAGAAAGCUGAUGUCUACAGCUUCGGAAUGGUUUGCUUUCAGCUUCUGACAGGAAAAGUUCCAUUCGAAGAAGGGGAGAGGCCGCUCGAAGGAGGAAAAAUCUUCAGAAACUUAAUAGCCGGGGAGAGGCCUCUUUUCCCUCAUCCUUCACCUAGAUACCUUGUGAACUUAACUAAAAAAUGCUGGCAAACUGAUCCAAGCCUUCGCCCGAGUUUCUCAUCCAUUUGUAGGAUUCUGCGUUAUAUCAAAAAGGUCCUUGUUAUAAACCCCGAGCAUGGCCAGCCCGAGUGUCCACCCCCACUCGUCGACUAUUGUGACAUUGAAGCUCGAUACUCCAAGAAGCUCCCUGAGGACGGCAUCUGCACAGUGUCUCAAAUUCCUUACCAGAUGUUUGCUUAUAAGCUCGUGGAGAGGGAAAAGGCUUCGGGAAGCUGUAAGGAGAAGAGCUGGGAUUCAACGAAUGAUCGUGUGGGUGUAAUUGAUGAUCUCUUUCACAGGCCACCUGAUAGCAGAUCAGCUUACUCGGAGAUUAUUGACAGGAAAGACGUAGGAACAUUUGUUGAUCAAAGAUCAGUCAUCUCUGAUGACACACAGAGAAAAUCUCCAGCUGAUCCAAGGUCAAUUGUCGGAAAAACUCCACAGAGGAGAUUCCUGCCAGGAGUCUCACCUGUUGAAAAGUUGGGAAUUGCUGAAAUUCCAGAAUGGGGGAAGCAAUCAAGCUCGCCAACCGAGCAAAAUCUGCUGCUGCCUCGUGAUGAGAUGCCAGGAAGGAAAUUGAAUCCAUCGAGCGGGGAGAGCAAGAAGCGGAAUGGUGAUUGUAUGAACUCAGCAGAUGAGCCAAAACCAAAGGAAUCAACUAGUGAUCCGAAACCAGCAUUUCCUCAGACUCCGGAGCGAAGGCCCUCACCUGUUGAGCAGACGCCAUGCGGUUUUGAGGCCCCACAGAACAAGCAUUCAGCAGUAGUUAUGGCAAAUUACAAGAUAGCUCGCUCUGAAAGUACACAAAAGAGAACAUUAAGCAACAGCGCAAAAUUAACCAAGAUCCCAGAAAAGAAAACCCUUUCCAGUUCAGAAAUUGGUCAUACCUCCUCCACUAGUCCAAGGACUCCAGCUAAGGAUGCUCCAUCAAACAAGAAAUUUAAAGACACAAGAGCUAGCAAUGAAUCAGCAGGGAAACUAAAGGACCGACCCCCAUCAUCUUCUCCUGGAAGGAUAAAAAGAACACAUUCAUCGCCAGUAUUUUCAGCUUCAGGGAUCACAAGAACACAAUCAGUACCGGUUUCUUUGACUAUACAUCCUCUGAAAGCAUCUUCACCAUCAAGAGGCCCCCCAGUAAACACAAGUGGAUAUGUAUAUCCAGGUUUAUUGCCACAUCCCCACAGCAACAAAUUCAACAGAGAUGGCCUACUACAAUCAGUUAUGAGCCUGAAGGGACAGAGGAAAGCUCAAGUAAAAGAUACGGAGAUACCCUAGCUCUCUUUCCCCAUUCUUACAUCAUAUUUCCAUGUUUGCUUAAAACUGCACACAUAGUUAGGCUCAUGCAACACCACAUAAUUUCGUUUUCUACUUAAAACUCUUUUGUCAAGUUUUUGUUCCAUACCCAGGUUAGAGAUUCAGCAACAUUUAGUCCUUUUCCACUGCAGUAAAAGAAAGGAUAUUAGUCUGUCAUGCAAAUUUUUGUUCUACAUUAUUAUAAUAUAUAUGCAAUUGUUGUUUGGUAUUUUUGUGAUUC
Ipomoea triloba (trilobed morning glory) is the source of this 3233-nucleotide messenger RNA. RefSeq names its product tyrosine-protein kinase ABL1-like. The record is from RefSeq and is a predicted model, not a curated record. The transcript has 4 exons. Lineage: Eukaryota; Viridiplantae; Streptophyta; Magnoliopsida; Solanales; Convolvulaceae. The coding region runs from base 236 to 2974 and encodes 912 amino acids. Gene Ontology annotation, molecular function: ATP binding; protein kinase activity. Gene Ontology annotation, biological process: protein phosphorylation.